GGGGAAUCAUUUCAUUUCGUCCGGCUAACUGCUGUUGGUUGGUGGACACACCAGCAUCAGAGAAAGAGGGAUAGCGUAAACCUAAUGAUGGAGGAAUUCGAAGGUGAGCUAAAUUUAGCCAUCCAGGUGUUUAUUUUAGCUCUCCGUGGAGAAAUGUAGCUCAGAACCUUCUCGUUUUACACCGUCAAAUGGAAUAAUUUACUGUUAAUUUAGCGCGGCGGCUUUUGUAAGCGACCCCGUUUUGUUUGGGAUUUAGCUGAAGUAAUGCUAGGUAACGCCAGGGCCAGAAGCUAGCGACUGUCUCCCAUGAAUGGGUGUGAUCUCUGCAUUAGCCACGGGAGCUAGAAAGUGUUAGCAGGCUACAUUCUGAAUUUUGGAGAUGAAAUAAACCACACAUUAUUUAACUAACCGUUAAAUAUGAAUUAUAUGGAGUUGUAUCCACUUGUAACCGUGUUACGGGAAUCCCGGUGAAGUGUUUUGUGAUAGUUUUUGGCCUUUAGACCAAAAUAAGGAUUCAUAGUUGGGAAAUCUAAACAUUGAUUCAUUGUUUUUCCUAUUUCCUUCACAAUGGCUAUUAGCUCACAUCGAGAAAGUUCCUAUUCUUUAAUGCCAUUCAUCAUAUACUAUGUUAUAACAAACCCUGUGUGUUUCUCCAGAUGUUGAUUUUAUCAGCUUUGAGCUCUGUCUCCUCUCUGCAAACAUAAUUUUAUGUCUUUUCCUUCAGAUGAUUACGCUCCUCCUGCCGAGGACCUGGUUCAAUGCAACAUUUGUCAAAGGUCUUUCUUCCCUAAAGUCCUGGUAAAACAAACAACCCGUAUUUUGUUUUAAUACGACUUGAUUUAGUCUGAUUUAAAAGGCAGUUUUUACUCCUCUUGAAACACGCGAUGAAGAGUGCUGAGUCUGUAAUGAUGAUCCUAUCAGCUGAUGGAAAAUCAGCUGUUAUGUGAGUCAGUGUGUGUGCGUGCACAAAAGCUGGUAGUUUUCAGCAAAGAGCUGUAAGAUGUACUUGUUCAAGCAAACACAUAGAGCUAUGGGAAAGGAGAUGAUCAAAUGGAUGAUCAAAUGAAAACCAAGAGCACAUAAUGUAGAUAAUGGUUUCUUUGUCAUGGAAUUCGUUCCUAGAAAGUCAGUGUGAAAUGUUGGAUUUGAACACUUGACUGCUUUAAGAGGACAGACUUUAACAACAAAAUUGCCUGGCUCUUUAAUUUCAGUGAGUUUAUAUUUUGUAAAUCAUUUCAUAUGUUUAAUUGUUUCUGUACAGAAGCUGAAUAGACAGAAUCAUGGUUGUAAUGCAUAUUUUUCUUACUACCACAGUACUGACUUAUUUAAUAGUUUGCGUUACAUCAUUUUAUUUUUUAUUCUUGCAACUUUUUUUGUACUUUUAAUUCGGUCUCAGUUUUCUUUUUUCUGUUUCUAUUGCACUGGAAAUGGAGAAGCUCUCCAAUCUCGUUGUACCUUCUGUAUAAUGACAAUAAAGGGCAUUCUGAUUCUGAUACUGCUAGAACAUUGCACUGCGUUAUUGAAACAUCUUCCUUCCAGCUGAUGCAAACAGAGGCAGCUAUGUUGUUGCACUUAACAUCAUUAGUUGAUGAUAGUUAGAUAAAUGCAUGAUGCAUAAGAGCAUUAUUUUCCUUGGAAGUGUGCAUUUGUAUAUGCCUGCUUGCUUCUCCAUUAGGAGUUCAGGAGAUCUGCUACUAUUAGGAAGGAAGUGUAUUAGUCUUGCUUUUUUGCAAAUGCAGAUUUCAAUAUGCUGCUGAAAUAGAUCCACUUGUGUUUCUUUAUCACAUGUUAUUAAAUUGCCUUGCAUGUGCUGAGAGCAUUUUUCACAUAUUUUUCUUUUUUUAACAGGAGAAGCAUACUAAGAUCUGUCAAAAGGCAGCAAGCAAAAGGAGGAAGGUUUUUGACUCCAGCAGACAAAGAGCUGAGGGCACUGACAUCUCUACUCUCAAACCUAUCAAACCAAGGGUAAGAAUAUGGCUCUUUAGAAGCAUUGGCAUUUAACACACAUAUUCAAGCCAUUCAUAUUUGAUUAUUUGUCAAGCAGCAGCAAGUCUGAGUUCACAACUUCAUAUUUCUGAGCCGAAUGUCACAUUUCUGUUCAAACUUUAUCAACUUUAAAACAUUCAGACCGCAACUGUCUUUUCCUUUUUUGGUGAAGAAUGACAGAUUUCUCUUCAUCUGUCCAGUUAAAUGUGUACAAUUAUACUCAAAGUUACUGAUCUAGUUAGAAUAGUAAGUAUCAUAUGUUGGCAGUUUAAUUUCAAAUGUAAAUCACUUUUAAUUGUAUUUCAGUCACAAGGUUCAUCAUCUACUGUGAAAGUAAGUUGAUUUGUCUUUUUAAAAUUGUUUUGUCUUUCUUUAUACGAAAUCAGUGACACACUUAGUUCUCAUUGUUUCUUACUGUUUACUCACUCUCUCUGGCUUAAUAGACCCUGAUUUCCUGGCUCUGAUCGGUAGUUUAACAAUCUGGAGAUGUGUGAACUUGAACUGUGGUGGUGGCAUUAGUUUCAAAUUAGCCAAAAGCUGUAGUUUCUUCCUUUGUUAAUUUUGCCACAACAGGCUUUCACAAUCUAUGUUUUUGUAUUGAUUUAUUAUGAUCUUUAUAGCUGUUUUAGCCUCGCACACUUACUCUACAACUAACCUUACAACUUCAGAAUUUUGUUUAUGGCACGACCUUCAUACAUGUUCAAGUGAUGUCUGAAUAAUCACGACUUGAAAAUCCUUUUCUGCUUGGUCAAAACUUCUCUAGCGGAGCUGUUGUUAAGAUGUCAACUACGAUAAGCAAACUCUUUGCUCGGCUUCAUUUCUGUGCUCUAACUCACUCUCUGUUCUCACCGGCACCUUUGGUAUGAGCAGAGUCCUUUAUAAGAAACCAAACCUUCUCUCUAAACACUAUAGAGUUAUCAUUUGUCGACAUGCCUUUAGAGCCUGAAGACUGUAACAGUAUAGGAGGAAGUAGGAAGUCAGCAGGAUCACAGCUCAGCGGAUACUCAGUGAACUACUUCUGUCAGAAAUCAUCAGCCUAAGAUGAGACACAGGCUGCCACUAUGAAAAGGAAGGAGAUCUCUUUCAAAGAAAUGGAUUUCAUCUGUUAUUAGUGUUCGUCCUGGUGGCUCAGAAAAAUGUCAACCUUUAAAAAUGUGUAUCAAGUAGAGAAACUUAGAUACAGAGAGUUUUAAUCAUUUUAAUAAAGAACAAAUAAAUGGCUGUAAAUUAUCUUUAUGCAGUCUACUAAAGUAGUAAAAACUCACAAGAAGACUAGUGAUAAGAUUUACCAAGACAGCAGAUUUAGCUGUUCAGGUUAUGGUCAUUAAAAAAAAGGACUUUGUAACAAACAUUUCCUCUGUUUUGCCCCCUGCCAGCCAGAACCUCCUAAGAAGCAAUCGAACUGGCGUAAGAAACAUGAGGACUUCAUUGCAACCAUCCGGGCGGCCAAGGGUGUUACUCAGGCCAUGAAAGACGGGGGGCCAUUACCCCCACCACCACCUCCUACUUAUGACCCAGGUAACAAAAUACUCUGUGGGAGUGAAGUAUGAUGCAAAAGAAUGAGAGUUAAAUAGCCACUCAAUGUCCUACAAUGGUUCUUCUAACUAAAUGAAAACUCGCCAUCUUCUUCUGCAGAAACUGUUAGGCCACAAUCAUAUGACACAGAUACAGCAGCUCUGCAUACAGGAUUUUACUCCACCGUUUUGUCUUUACAGUUGAUACCGUAAGAGGUCAGAAUUCUUACCCAUCCUCUCUGUCUUUAGAUUAUGUCCAGUGUCCUUACUGUCAGCGGAGGUUCAACGAGAGUGCAGCUGACAGACACAUCAAGUUCUGCCAGGAGCAGGCCGCCCGAAUGUCAAACAAGAGCAAGUUAGGAGAUACCAAGAAGCCUCCUGCUCGCACACAGGUACAUCCACUUUUUAAGGCUGCUGUGGGGAACUUUUGGUUAGUGCGGACUGUGGCACAAAUUGCUGGUCCUGUCCUGCACAGACCAUUGUAACAUUUUCUGAUGAAGAAAUCUCUCUUGUUGUCACUCAUGUCUCUGAUUGUCUUGUUUGCCUUUGUCGGUCAUAAAGAGGUGAUCAUUUCAAUGUAUGUUGUACACAAAACAUAUUGACUUGGACUUAACAGCAUGAUAACUUGAUAUAUGAUGCACUGAAUACAUGGAUACAGUUAAAUUGUUACUCACAGCUAUCCUCUAAAGAUGGAAAACAUGUUCAUACGAAGUUUCUAUCCUGAUUUGAGUUUCCCAGAUUGUUAUUCAGGAGAGAGAUAAGUAGUUCAUCCUGCGCUGUAGCUGUUUUUUAAUAAAUAAAAUGUGUUGUUCGUGGAUCUUUAACAGUUCCUAGUCUAUUCUUAACAUUUUUAAACACCUACUUUACAGCUGUCAUGGAGUUACUGUUGUCACUUAGCAACAGCUUAAGCACAACGACUGCGAUUCAUUUGGCAUCCGAUAAAACAACAGUGUCCAAGCAGUUUUGGCUAACAAGAAAACCUUAGCUAUUGAUGAUUAUGUCGCUUUAGUUUCCAGUGUACCGUGGUGGAGUGUGUUUAUUUAAUCUCUUAUAGAUCUAAGCGUCAGAUAAAGUUUUUUUUACAGCUUUGUCAGAGUUUAUGUACGGCCACAAUAUGGUCAAGAAAGCCUCAGUAUGUUUAUUCUGUUCAUGUCAUAUCCCUUGUUCUGCCAUCAUUGUAUGCAUUUUGUAAAAUAUAGUUUUGAAUCCCUCUGCAGUACAAGGCUCCUGCUCCUGCGAAAAAGGUCAGCUCACCUGCCGUGUCCACCAUCCCUUCAGCCUCCUCUCGUUUACCUCAGAGGUCAGGCCUCGGACAGCCCACUGGUAACAGGACCCACAGCUGUUUUGAUCAGUUUCAUCGACAAUAGACUUUUUAGAAACACGAAUAAAGUUAUUUGUGUUUUCAUUUGUAGUCUCUGUUUUUCCUUAGGUAUCCCAUCUAAUAGGACGUCUUCCGCAGGUAUAGUGAGGAGUAGUCCUUCUGGCCUCACAACCCCUCCUUCAGGGUCAGUACACACAUACACACUCUCUUCAUGACUGUUUGACACCAUGAUGACUUAAUUGAUGGUAUUAAACUACUCCAUGUCACAUCUGUUCAUUUAGACGAUUCAAAUAUAAGCCUUCUUUAAGUUUUGUGCUUUAUUUACCAAGUAUUAUCCAAGUGCGUGAUUAUCAUUCUCCUCUUAUUGUUUGUUUUCCUUUUAGUGCGGGAAAUAAGACCCGAGUAGCUAGCUCUGGCUACGGUUCUGGGAGGAGCACGCAGCCCGGAUCAGGACUCAACAAGAAAAAAGUAGAUACCUACAUAUCUAGGUGAGUUCACCAACACAGGUACGUGAAUAAGCACCAAUGAAUCAAACCAGAGUAAGACUGUAUUAUUGCUGGAGUGUGCUGACCUCUUGUGGUAUUUGUUGUGAACUGCAUUGAACUUUAAAGAAUUAUAUAUUCCAAUGAAAUACUGGUGUGCUCCUCAAAAAAAAGGUAUUAGUGUCCUCUUGAUAAUUAAACUAUCGAGAGCCUGUAAUCACCUCACAUGACUGCAUGUAGUGUGAUGACAUUGCCAGCAUGAGUAUAGUACUUUUGCAACUUGUAUCACGUUCUUCUCACAAGUUCCCCAAUGAUUCAUUUUCCGGAGUGUCUUCCAGUUACUUAACUAAAACAUUAUUCACCAACCGGGCACUGACAUACCAAUAAUUCAACUUUGCGUCCUUUCUUAGGAACGAUGUCGAUGGAAAUAAUGACAUCGGAAACGGUGGCGUGAAGAGCAAGUUCUGUCAUGCUUGUGGCACCAAGUACCCUGUUGAAUCUGCCAAGUUCUGCUGCGAGUGCGGGGUCAGGAGGAUGUGUAUUUGAAGGAGGCUGGAAAAAGCGGAUCAUGACAGAUGCACUCAAAACUAGGAUCAGAUCAGAGAGAGUUUCACCAAAGCUGAUUAGAAUUUUACCACUUUGUAUUUUUAUGCUUGAGCGUAACUUCACAGCAGGUAAGUGGUACAGCCGGAGGCAAAGCUAUGAUGCUGUGAUUUUUUCCUAACUGCUGGUUUGUCCCCAUGGAGUCUGGUGGUCAGUUUUGCUUAUAACACCCUUAGGUUUAUACUUCAGCUGUGUGUUAUGAAUUUAGCAACGCUUAAAACAAGAGUAACAAUCCCCUUCUCUUUUAUUUUGCGUAUCACUACUAAGGAAUUCUAUCUGGAGGCUGGGGGAUUUUAGCCAUUAGCUAAUUGGUAAUGGAGUUGCAUGAAACUGUAUCUAAUACAGUAGCAACAAACAGGAUUUGCUUGUUAUUGACCUCUUUGUAACUGCUGGAUGUCCUCCCAUUCUCAGAAGCUCAUACUUUGACACUGCUACAUUCAACUUAAGCAUUAAAUUGACUAAACUUAACCUUGCUGUCAGUGGGCGAUGUUCACAAGAUGAAUGACUUAAAUAACUGGGUCACUGCGUGCGGUUUGAAGCUCGUGGUGCAUCCUGAGAAGAGGUUGCAUACAAGAUGAGUCAGAGAGAGGAGAAAGGCUGAGCUGUAGGAUGGAAAUGUAGAAAAGGAAUAAAGGAAAAAUUUCGAGCGACUCCUUAGAGGUGGGUGUCAACGCCCUGGUCUACCCGCUUCCAGUCAACCUUGGUCUGAAACGCAUUCCUUAUUCUCGUUUUCCUUCACUCCUUCACGAAUAGAUUCUGCUCCUUUAAAUGUGCAAUAUAAUUGACUACUGAAAAAAUAACAGACAUUCAAAAAAGAAAAAAAAAAAAACACGUGAGGAACUUUUGGCAAGGUUUUCCAAUGUUUUGUCAGGGACCAGUCCAAGAACGAAAAGCAGUAACAAGGUCAUUGCUCUCUUGAAGGUCACUUUACAGGCGAAAGUUUGUUUCACUUAUACCAUCAUAAGCCUGAUGUUUGUAGAUAAUUGUAGCAUUGAAUCAAACUGUUUUUUCCUACUUUUCUACAAUGCAAUGAGUUAUUUAUUUUCUUAUUCACUUUCAUUUUUACUGGUAAUGAGUGCACCUUUUUUUUGUUGUUGAAGCUCCUCUGAGCUGAAAUGUGUUUUUAUUUGGAUUUGUAUGAAACCUACGAAUGUGUUGCGGUCGCUUUUCCUUUACAGUGUUUCUAUUUAGUCAGUAUUCAUUUAGGCGGUCAUUUGAAUUGCUCUCUUCAGGUUCGGUUUAUCUCUCAGCACCGUUUUUGACCCAACACAGUUCAUAUCAGGCUGGUACACUAAGAGGGAAAGGCCUUCACUUGAGGUACACAUUGGUCGUUGUAUAAUCACAAAUGCUUAUAACUGUGAUUAUGAUCAUUGUACUCAAUUUUGGAAGCAAAAGGGUUCAUUUUAAUUUUAAAGAAGCUAACUAUAUUUAUGUAAAACGAGAAGAAAGACUAGCGUGUUGAACUUGUACCGAUUGCAACAGUUGUUGGGCUGGAUAGGGUUGUGCAUUUAAUGCCAUAUAUAUCCACUGUCAAUAAAUUUCUGUGAAGACAUCUGUGAUUGAGUUUUGAGUGUCUGCUGAAGAAAAGUCAAAGAAAUCUGAAGUAGAUAGUUUAGGACAGUUAUUAGACAUUAAUACACAGACAUAUGCAAUUUGAGGUAUAAAUAUAUUUGGAGUACAUGUGCUAUGGGUCCAACACAAAGUCCUUUCAGGUUGUGCUUUAAUAUAAAAUAAAAUAUACAAAAGAAAAUGUAGCUACAUAUUAAUGCAUCAUAUGUUGUCUCUCACAGGAAGAGAAGAUAGCUGCUGCACUUAAAGAGUUGCAGCUGGACUGACUGAGGGGAAAGGCAGCAUGUGCUUAUAUUGUCGGGAAAGGGGAGGUCUGGCACCAAAAGGGUCUCGGAAGUAUUCUCACCCUAAUUACAGUACAUUCAUCAAAGUUCCAACCAAACGUGACAGGAAAGGUUUCUGCAUCCCCGACCGGAAAGGAGUGGGUUGAAGUUAGCCAUCUGUGACAAAAUGUGCUUUUAAAAUAUCAGUCUUACUCAAUGACAUAUCAACACACUGUCAUAAUAGAAGAAUGAACCAUAACUUGACACAUAGCCUAAAACAACUUCCCAGGCGAAAAAAGUUGAACAAAGAAGCUUCAGAUAGCCAAGAUAACAAUGAUGUGUCAGGGCUAGUCGUUCUCAUCCAAAAGUGAAAGUAAAACUGUUAAAGCACCGUAUGCCCUGGUGUACUUGAGAGGUUAUGUCUAUGUGCAAGUUAAAGUCAUAGCAUAUUCUGAAUGAACACAAAAACACAUCUGCACAUUUGAAUCUUGAAAAUAAAGAAACUAUAUUUUUGCAAACAC
Xyrichtys novacula (pearly razorfish) is the source of this 8259-nucleotide messenger RNA. The record is from the annotation of a GenBank genome assembly. NCBI's taxonomy places the organism in Eukaryota, Metazoa, Chordata, Actinopteri, Labriformes, Labridae.